Messenger RNA from Danio aesculapii, 1741 nucleotides. RefSeq names its product heterogeneous nuclear ribonucleoprotein A1a (gene hnrnpa1a). The coding region runs from base 30 to 1289 and encodes 419 amino acids. NCBI's taxonomy places the organism in Eukaryota, Metazoa, Chordata, Actinopteri, Cypriniformes, Danionidae. Gene Ontology annotation, molecular function: RNA binding. The record is from RefSeq and is a predicted model, not a curated record. The transcript has 11 exons.
CAUGACCUGACGUCGUGCAGCCAGCAGCAAUGCCACCCGCCAUUAAACCUAAAAAAGAAGAGGAAGAGGAGUCUGCUGUUAGUCCCCGGGUGACCGCCAUGUCCAAAGAGCAACAGACCCCUCGUGAGCCCGAGCAGCUCCGAAAGCUGUUCAUCGGGGGCCUCAGUUUCGAGACAACAGAUGAGAGUCUGAGGGCCCAUUUCGAGCAAUGGGGAACCCUCACAGACUGUGUGGUGAUGAGGGACCCCAACACAAAGAGGUCGAGGGGAUUUGGCUUCGUCACCUACAGUUCAGUGGGUGAAGUGGACGCAGCGAUGGACGCGCGUCCCCACAAAGUGGACGGACGGGCUGUUGAACCCAAGAGGGCCGUGUCUAGAGAAGACUCGUCCAAGCCAGGCGCUCACUCCACUGUUAAAAAGAUGUUUGUGGGUGGAAUCAAAGAGGACACUGAUGAGGAACACUUGCGCGAGUACUUCGGUCAGUUUGGUAAGAUUGAUGAGGUGAACAUCAUGACUGAGAAGAACAGCGAUAAGAGGAGGGGCUUCGCCUUCAUCACAUUCGAUGACCAUGAUGCCGUCGACAGGAUUGUUAUUCAGAAGUACCACACGGUGAACGGCCACAACUGUGAAGUCAGGAAAGCUCUGUCUAGAGAGGAGAUGAAUAGAGUGUCCAUGAAUUCACGAGGAGGCCGAGGAGGCGGUGGUGGCAGCGGCGGUGGUAACUUUGGCAGAGGAGGAGGAGGAGGUGGUGGUGGAGGAUAUGGAGGUGGAUAUGGAGGUGGUGGUGGAAGAGGAGGCGGUGGAGGAUAUGGUGGAGGCGAUGGAUAUAACGGCUAUGGUGGAGGAAAUGGUAUAUCAACAGACAAUAAAAGCGGCUAUGGUGGAGGCGGCCCUAAUUAUGGUGGUAACCGUGGUUACGGCAGUGGUGGGGGUGGAGGCGGCGGCGGUGGCAGCUAUGGAAACCAGGGUGGAGGCUAUGGUGGCGGCGGUGGCUAUGAUAACUACAACAACAAUGGUGGUGGUGGAGGAGGAGGCAACUUUGGAGGAGGAAACUUCGGAGGUGGCGGAGACUACAAUGACUUUGGCAACUACAAUAAUCAAUCCUCCUCUAACUACGGCCCGAUGAAGGGAGGAAACUAUGGCGGCGGCGGAGGUGGUGGUGGAAGGAGCGGUGGUGGACCAUAUGGUGGUGGCUAUGGAGGAGGCUCUGGUGGAGGCGGUGGUUAUGGAGGAGGGUCUGGUGGUGGUGGUGGAGGAUAUGGCGGAGGCUCUGGCGGACGGAGGUUUUAGAUUCCAAGGCCACAGUACUUAGAGGAGAGCCAGAGAGAGAUGACAGGGAAAGGAGAGAAGCAAGCAGGUUUACACCUAGAUCUGCCCAGCCAAGCAGUGUGGUGGCGAUAUUAACGUCUGCCACAUGAAGAGAACGUGUUCAAUAGGGGAAGAAAAAUCAUGUGGGAAGGACGGGGUGGGAAUGGGAUUUGGGAGGGGGUGAAAAAAAAAAAAGGAAAGUUUCAAAAGUACUCUUGUCCUGGAAAGACAUUUACUAGUUUGUAGUUUCCCUUUUUUUUUUGUCUGUGAAGUGCAAAGCAUUCCAAUGAGGUUUUAUGCAGGGUUUAACUGUUGUGUUGGCUUUUCUCUUGAACCAGUAGGGUGUCUGUCCUUUACUUUCUUUACUUUUUUUCUUUUAAAUGUAAACAGUCACCAAUCAAGAUGAAAUAAACCGCUCCUGUUUUUUUAUUUAA